This is a messenger RNA of Gongylonema pulchrum, 387 nucleotides long. The record is from the annotation of a GenBank genome assembly. NCBI's taxonomy places the organism in Eukaryota, Metazoa, Nematoda, Chromadorea, Rhabditida, Gongylonematidae.
CUGUAUUUUCAGGCAUUUGCAUACAUCAAAGACAACGGCGGGAUUAGCACGGCGAAGUCGUAUCCGUACAAGGGCGAUUACGAUUACUGCCGAUACUCGAACCGAACGCGAGGGACGACGGUCAAUGGAUAUGCAUAUUUGCCAUAUGGAGACGAAAAACAAUUGCAAAUUGCGGUAGCUCAAAUAGGACCAAUAUCAGUUGCUAUCGAUGCUACUGAAUUCGAGCUUUAUCACAAAGGUAUCUACAGUAACCAAAACUGUUCGGCAACGCACAUAAAUCACGCUGUGCUUGUUGUGGGCUACGGUAGUGAAAAAAUUCAAUCGGCGGAUGGCACAGAAAAUGAAGUUGACUACUGGAUUAUCAAGAACAGGUACCAGAAACUCUAG